Diachasmimorpha longicaudata is the source of this 2312-nucleotide messenger RNA. RefSeq names its product acyl-CoA-binding domain-containing protein 4. The transcript is spliced from 4 exons. Gene Ontology annotation, biological process: fatty acid metabolic process. The record is from RefSeq and is a predicted model, not a curated record. Lineage: Eukaryota; Metazoa; Arthropoda; Insecta; Hymenoptera; Braconidae. Gene Ontology annotation, cellular component: cytoplasm. The coding region runs from base 271 to 1236 and encodes 321 amino acids. Gene Ontology annotation, molecular function: fatty-acyl-CoA binding.
AUGAGUGAAAACGAUCUCAAUCGUUAUUGGCUCGCUAAGUUGGAAAAAUAUACCAAAAAAAAUUGUCACCUAUUUUCAUUCAUUUUCAUUUACAGGCAACACUAGACUCGCUGAUCGGGUCUGAGUUGCGCUCUUGUACAGCUGGUGUCGUUGAAGUGAACGCAACUGUCGAAUGUAUCAUUUUUUUUUUCUUUUCUUUAUUUGUCAGGGUUUUUAACUGUUGAGACGUAAAUACGAGACUCUUGUUUUGUGACCAGUGAAAGGAGAGGCAUGACCACUCAAGAAAAGUUCGAUGCUGCUGUCAAUGUCAUCAGGAGUCUGCCUAAAAAUGGUGCUUAUCAACCGAGUCACGAGCUCCAAUUGCGUUUCUACGCGUAUUACAAACAGGCGACCGAAGGCCCGUGCCAGCAAUCGAAACCUGCUUUCUGGGAAGUUGUGAAAAAAGCUAAGUGGGAUGCCUGGAUGAGACUCGGGAAUAUGAGUCGCCAGGAGGCGAUGAAUAACUACGUCGAGGAGUUGAAGAAAAUUGUCGAGACAAUGUCCUACACCGACAAUGUUGCCACAUUCUUGGGGAGUCUGGACGCCUUCUACGAGAGUGUACCCGCUGAGGAUCUUGAACUAUUGGUGGGACCAGUUAUCGAACGUAUAAGGUCACAACCUGGAUCUCCACUCUCGGGAUCCCCUCUAGGAUCAAGGGAAACAUCCCCUCAGAGAGUGCGGAACCCGUCGAGACACAUAUCAAGCAGCUUGGAAACGAGUCCGGCGAGUAGUCACAGUGCGAGUCCUCUUCCUCCAGACACAGACGGCGAGGAUGAAGAAUUCAAAGACACAGUCGAGGUCGUACCCGAGAGGUUUGUUGCGAAGUCUGCUGUGCAGAACAAUACCAAGAUCCCGAAUAACCUGACGAAUGGGUUCAAGAGCGACCCUGAGGAGACCAAGUGCAGCCAUGAAAGGGGACGCUCCAGGGAGAAGAAGGACAAUGAAUUUCUCGAUCAGAUUGCUGUCACCAUGCAGAACCUUCAGAGGGAUUUGGACAGAAUAACCGGCCGGGUCAGGGGACUCGAGGGCAAGGCGCUGCAGGCACUCGCGCCCCAGCAUCAACAACCAAGUAUUUAUCCCAAGUGGUGGCCACUGAGGGACUGCUCCCCUCGGAUAUUCGCCCUGAUGAUAAUGUGGCCGUUCUUAGCUCAAGGUCUCAUAUCCCUUGUGCAACGCUAUCGUCAAAGAAAAAUGUGAUGUUCCUGAUACGGAAGAUGAGACAAAUUUGGCAUAUAAAUUCCCCCAGGAGUCUCUGUACGUGGGCCUAAUGGAACGCUUUAUCAUGUAUUUCUAGAAAUAUUGAGCAUUCCGGAUGUCACGUGGAAUAAAUUCCAUGUGACAUUCAUGAGAGAAGUUCGUGGUGUUCAAAGUUUAAAAAAUCCAAAAGUUGACGGAAUUAAUGCAAUAAUGAAGUGGUAAAUUGUGGUGAGUUUUGAUAUUUUUGAGGAUUGUUUAAGAACCUAUUGCAGGAGAUAAUGUUGAAUUUAGAUAAUAUUUUUGUGGGUACUCCCAUGAAUGUAAUUGCAAUUUGAAGUCCAAUUUAUUGGUGGAUUUUCUAUUAUAGUGGAAUUUGGAGUGUUUUUUUAUAGAAAUGCAAUUGACAUUUGAAAUGAUUAGAAAAAAAAUUAUAAUAAAUAGCAAGAGUGAAUUUUCAUUAAAUAUUAACACUGUUAAUUAUGAUUCGAUUUUUGUCUACAAUUUAUGCCGUAGAAAACCAACCCCUCAAUUAAAAAGAAACUUCGCUUGCAUAGUCAAGACAAUUAAAAAGAAUCAGCUCUUUACCACUUUCAUAUUGAACUAUUCUCAGAAAAAAAACAGAAAAAUUGCUCAAUACCAUUCGGAAUAAGUCUGCAUCGUUUGAACCUUGAACUACAUAAUCGAUAAGUAGGAAAGAUUAAAUUGUUGAUAAUAGUCACAAAUGUUUAAUUUUUGGUGUCAAAAAAACAUUUUUUUUCUCCCGAAUCAAUGGAAUUUCUAUCGAAACCGAGCAUUUUUUUCAGAUGGAUCGAUAAUCACAAUAUUUCGUAGAUAGUUAAGAAUUUUUUUUCAAUUGUUAAUUAAUGUUUCAUUGUUGCUCGCUAUUAUUUUUCCCUCCCCCAGCUUUAUUUCCUAUCGUCCUAUGGUUCUGGUGAAUAAAAUUGAAUGGAAAAUGGAUUUUAGAAUAAUUAAAAAACACGAGAAUUGUAUGUAAUAUAUAGAUGUAUGUGGGAUAAGUGAUAAAUUUUGUAUUUCGACCAUUUUUAGUCAAAUAUAAUAAGAUGAGUCAAUUGUUA